Molecule: messenger RNA, 3022 nt
Organism: Lepus europaeus (European hare)
Lineage: Eukaryota; Metazoa; Chordata; Mammalia; Lagomorpha; Leporidae
Gene: STOX1
Product: storkhead box 1
Exons: 4
Coding region: 1-2952 (983 amino acids)
Biological process (GO): positive regulation of transcription by RNA polymerase II
Cellular component (GO): nucleus; cytoplasm
Molecular function (GO): RNA polymerase II transcription regulatory region sequence-specific DNA binding; DNA-binding transcription activator activity, RNA polymerase II-specific
Source: RefSeq, a predicted model, not a curated record
AUGGCCCGGCCCGUGCAGCUCGCGCCGGGCUCGCUGGCGCUGGUACUGCGCCGGCUCGAGGCGCCGGAGGCGGCGGGGGUCGCCGAGGAGGCCGGCGGUCGCGCAGUCUUCCGCGCCUUCCGCCGGGCCAACGCGCGCUGCUUCUGGAACGCGCGGCUGGCGCGCGCCGCCUCGCGCCUGGCCUUCCAGGGCUGGCUGCGGCGCGGGGUGCUGCUGGUGCACGCGCCCCCCGCCUGCCUGCAGGUGCUGCGCGAGGCUUGGCGGCGCCGGGCGCUGCGCCCGCCGCGCGGCUUCUGCAUCAGCGCGGUGGGUGAUGUCUUUCCAGUGCAGAUGAACCCGAUAGCGCAAUCUCAGUUUGUGCCCUUGGCUGAAGUUGUGUGCUGUGCUGUAUCUGAUAUGAAUGCAGCUCAGACUGUGGUCACACAGGAAUCGCUUUUGGAGCAUCUGAUGAGACAUUACCCAGGCAUUGCAGUUCCAUCCCAAGAUAUUCUCUAUUCCACUCUGGGAACACUGAUAAAAGAACGAAAGAUUUAUCACACCGGGGAAGGUUACUUCAUAGUUACGCCUCAGACUUACUUCAUCACGACUGCAACCCCCCAGGAGACCCAGAGAGUCUUCCUGUCGGAUCAGAGUCGCCCAGGGCCCACGUCCGUGACCUAUCUGGUGAGCGUGGGGCGCUGUGCAGAGUCAGCCGGCGAGGAUGCGGCCCCCGCUCUCCAUUGCCAGUCCUGCCAGUGUUUCCCUGACGUGGGCGCCCAGGACGCUGAGGAGCCACCACCUGCUGCGGAAGGGACUAGACAAGCCCAGAAAGGCCCUGGGCCGUCCAGACCAUCAGUGCAGCAUCGGGCCGUUUCAGUGUCCGAGGGGAAUCGUGUCUGGGAGAGCACCAGACCUUUACCGUACUCCAAAGACAAAGGCAAAGGCAAGAAGUUUGGUCUUAGUCUCUUGUGGCGCAGCAUAUCCAGGAGGGAGAAGGCCAAGACGGAGCACAGCAGUUUCUCCGCCCAGUUCCCACCUGAGGAAUGGCCUGUCCGAGAUGAAGAUAACUUGGACAAUAUCCCUCGAGAUGUUGAACAUGAGAUAAUCAAAAGAAUCAACCCCGUUUUGACUGUUGACAACUUAAUCAAACACACCGUCCUGAUGCGAAACUAUGAAGAAGAGAAGAAAUUUCACAGCCAGGGCACUUCCACUGAUAUGCUGACAGCCAGACGUAAAUAUCCUUCAAAAGAGAGAGUUAGGAAAAGGCAGGGUCGGUCUGCAAAGCCCCGGAGGCGGGGCCAUUCACACAGGGACAGGCACAAAGCCAGGCGCCAGGGAAGCGAGCUUCAGCCAGCAAACAGGCUGGACCCACCCCGGGAGCUCCCUGCUGCACAGCGCACGCCCAGAAUCAAAAGCCCGAGCGAAGCAGCGGUUCAGACACCACUUGGUGAGGAGCCAACAGUGCUGGGCUCGCAUUGGAUUUACAAGAGGCGAAUCAGUAAUCCUUUCCGGGGCUUGUCUCUCCGGGGGAGCCCAGCAACCAGAGGGCACAACGCUGAGAAGACCAGUGACCUGAAACCCAGUCCGCCUUUGCAAAGGUCACAGUCUUGGGAUUCCUUGGGAACCUUUGAUGGUGACGCCAAACGACCAUGUGCUGGGCACUAUAAUGAUAAACCCAUGGGAGAACCCAUUCAUAUGAAUAACUCCUUUGCCAAACCUAUCAGGGAUGCCUACAGAGAUCCUCUCUUACAUUACCCUCAGUGUAGUGUUUUACAGAGGGACACUAGUAAAUGCGGUUCACUUAGGGAAAGCAGGUUAAGAUGUGAUGUGUACGGCGAAGAAGAUGAGGUAAUCCCAGGAGUUUUUAGGAACAGUCAUGCUCAUUUUGACAAACUAGGGAAGACCAAAGACACACAGCAUCUCCUGCCCUCACCGAGUUCUUCCUCGUUAGACCAAACACCCACUGCUUGUAGGUUAGUUGAUAAAGCGAUACACCAGUUUCAAAAUCUUGGCCUUUUGGACUACCCAGUUGGUGCAAACCAUUUAGGACAACCUGAGAGACAAGACAGAGACUCAGAAGAGCUAGCUAGGAAGGCAUUUGUCCAGGAUGCAGAGGCUGAGGGUGUAGAUAAUGAAGGGCUUUUGGCCGACGGUCAGGCCUUGUAUCCGGAUGAAGUGGAGGGUGAGGAUGGGGCCUGCAGUUCGUUGUAUCUAGAGGACGACGACUUUUCUGAGAACGAUGCCUCGUGUGAAGUGCUGCCUGGCCACGUGCCGUAUUCCUUUGCAGGGGAAAGCAUGUGGAAUCAUUUAGGAAGGCAAAAAGUGACUGAAAGAUCGCCGAGUGAAUACAGCAGCAAAAUGAGCAGCUUUGAGCCUCAGAUGCCUAAGAGAAAUGAAGAUUGCAAACCCGUCGGGUUGCUCAUCAACCCAGGUGAAAGCCAGAAACCUAACGUUUCUGCUGAAACCUGUGGGCUAAAUUCAGGGACCCGGUUUGGUUUUCACUAUGAAGGAGACCCCAGGGUUGCUGACUGUGUACAGCCCCCAGCACCCGCUGAUGGCAGUGUGUUUGAUUACUGUAGUGCUAGGAAACCCUUUUCUAAGGCUGAAACCGUACGAGACUCUGCUGGUGACACAGGAGAGAAAACAGCUGGCUGGAGUCAGAGUCCACAGAACCAGGAAAUGAGAAAACAUUCCAAACAGAAGACAGAACUUUUCAGUGCUUCACAUAUGCCAGUGUUGGCUGAAGAUGUCCAACAUGAACACAGUCACUUGGAAGGAACAGAAACUCACAGCAUGGCAGGAGACAGUGGAAUAGAUUCUCCACGGACACAGAGUCUGGCAUCUAAUAAUUCGGUCGUUUUGGAUGGACUGAAAAGCAGACAGAAUUUUCUACAGAACUUUGAAGGCACAAAGAGCAGUCAGACACUCACAUCCAAUUCCUUACCACAACUAACUGCUGUCAUAAAUGUUUGAUUUUCUUUUGAAACUUUUUUGUAAACAUGUAGAGCAUUACUAGUCUUUCAGCUGAGUAUGUAAGAAUCCU